AUGACUGAAAGAACUUUUUUUGAUGAAUGGCCAGGCAGAGAGGUUGACUUUGCACGUGAAGGGGCUUCAACAUGGACCUUGACGAAAGUGAUCAGCGAGAAGAACAGCCAGGCUAGUGGUGAUGACUUUUACAAGCAUCGAGUCAUCGGUGGUGCAUAUGGCACUUUCUUAUGCCACGACUUGCUGGACGGCACUCGGCGCGGCGUGAUGAAAAUAUUCAUGCAGUAUAUUCCACUACCCAGGCCUAAUGAAGCUUUACACAGCUCAUGCAUUCUCAGGGUUCCCUUUGAAGGAACUGAGUACGCGCCGGCUGAAUUCAGGGCUAGUCAAGCCUCAGCCUCUUACGGGCGCGACUUUUUCAUUACUAGUCAAGUAGACGCACUGAGAACCCUGACAAUUAACGGCUGUCAGUCCACCCCGAGUAUUAUGAUCAUGAAGAACGACCUUCAGAAGGAAACAGACCCAGUGCCUGGUGGAUAUAUUCUCUUCAUUCUUAUGAACUACCUACCUGGGGUGCAACUGAGCGAGGCUAUCUUCUGGGGCUUGGACGCCUCGGGGCGUGAGCAGAUACGCCAAGCCUUUAAACUUGCCUGGCUCGAUUGCCUUAGCUCGGGAAUUUUACCGGCGCUCCAAGAUAUAGAGCACGUCUUCUGGGACGGAGCGGCGAACAAGGCUUAUAUCACCAGCUUUAGAAUGAGUGAGCCUGCAGGGGCGGAUAUCGUGUGGCGGGAUACCCAAUGGAUUGCUUGGGACAUGGCGAAGCCUCAAGAUAAAUAUGGCUGGUAUAAGGACAAGAAUCCUCACCCAGACAUGAGCAAGUGGACACUCUGA
Messenger RNA from Aspergillus bombycis, 831 nucleotides. RefSeq lists its product as uncharacterized. The transcript is spliced from 3 exons. Lineage: Eukaryota; Fungi; Ascomycota; Eurotiomycetes; Eurotiales; Aspergillaceae. Bases 1 to 831 code for a protein of 276 amino acids. The record is from RefSeq and is a predicted model, not a curated record.